AUUAAUCUUGUAAUUUGGUUUUUAAAUGGAAAAAAAUAAAUCUAAUAACUUAGAUCUACGAUAUGAACUUUUACUAAAACUAAUAUAGAUCUAGAUCUAGAUAGUCUAUUCUAGAUCUACAAUUUGUGAGUGUCAGACUUCAUUCAGGAAUAAAAGGUAAAUGCAAACGUGAAGAACAUUCACACACAAAAUAUGAUGAUCAAGAUGACAUUCUACUAGUCUGGUUUAAUCUGCCCCUACCUUGGAUUGAUUGAUCAGAAGAACAACAUAAACAAUGCCUCUUGUUGAGAAAAUUGGGGAAGACAAAGAUGUUAUUCCUGACCACUUGACAUCACUGACUAUCAAAGAACUGAAACCUUCCACAAAGCUUUUAGAUAGAUAUUUAAAGGUUAAAGUCCAACAGAAAUGGCAACUUUCUACUAGAGGUCCUGGCUCAAUUAAAUUAACUCUUGUUGAUGGGGAUGGCACUGUCAUAGAUUUUCUCGGAGUGGGGAAAAUAGCACACGACUUAGAUUCUGUUACCUGUGGGGAAACUUUAAUUUUAAUAAGAUUUGUGUGUCAAAGGGCAACAUCGGAUUACAAAAAGCCAUAUUUGAUCAUUGCUGAUGACACGAAACUUGAAAAGUCCCUGGUUUGGAUUUGUAAGAGUGGUCCAGCUGUUGUAUAUAAACAAGGAGAUAAACCAGCAGACAGCAAAGUGGCUUUUAAGAAUCACUUAGAGGAACCAUCUAGUGGUCCGAGGGCAAAAGUGGUUCAAACAAACGGUUCAGUAGCUGGAAAAAAAGAAGUGGAUAAACGAACUAGCCGAGCAACUAGAAACAAAGAAGUGGUUCAAAACAAUGGCUCACCAGCUAGAAACAAAGAAGUGGUUCAAACAAAUGGCUCACCAGCUAGAAACAAAGAAGUGGUUCAAACAAAUGGCUCACCAGCUAGAAACAAAGAAGUGGUUCAAACAAAUGGCUCACCAGCUAGAAACAAAGAAGUGGUUCAAACAAAUGGCUCAGCAUCUAGAAAAAAAGAAGUGGAUAUACAAACUAGCUCAGCAGCUACAAACAAAGAAGUGGUUCAAACAAAUGGCUCACCAGCUACAAACAAAGAAGUGGUUGAAACAAGUGGCUCAGCAGCUACAAACAAAGAAGUGGUUGAAACAAGUGGCUCAGCAGCUACAAACAAAGAAGUGGUUGAAACAAGUGGCUCAGCAGCUACAAACAAAGAAGUGGUUGAAACAAGUGGCUCAGUAGUUGGAAACAAAGAAGUGGAUAAACCAACUAGCCCAGCAUCUAGAAACAAACAGCUUCCAAAGAAGUCUCCGCAGUACACGUACAAACUUCUGUCUGACCUGGAAGUCAACACUGUUGUUGAUGUCUAUGGAGUCGUCAAAUUCUCCAGACCUGCCAUGAAAACAAGAGGCCAAGACUAUCUCUGUGUCGUUGGAUUAGUUGAUCCCUCGUUGACAGACCCAGAGAGUAAGCUCCCUUGUAACCUGUUCUGUCGAGAUGCUGACAAGUUGCCUGCUCCUGAAACUGGAGAUGUUAUCAGAUUCCACAGGCUCAGGAUUCAAACCUUCAAUGGACGUCUCCAAGGCUCCAACGCACCUGGUUUUCAGUGGCUGUUGUUCCAAGGGUCAUGUGACAGGAGAACAUCUUCAAGCCCUAAUUACACUUUUGAAGAACAUGAUCAGCAGAAAGUGUCGCAACUGAUGGACUGGUGGAAUGAACUAAAUAAACUGACCCUGACACCUCUAGCGGACAUGCAGCCAAAGCUGUAUUAUAACCUUGUGUGUCAGGUGAUCAGAGUUUGUGAGUUGGAGUCUAACUGUGUGCUGCUUCGUGUCUGGGAUGGAACACAUUUUAAUUGGCCUGUGAAAACAACCAAAGAAGAAGAACUGAAUGGCUCACUUAAAGAGGACGCUCGUCUUGUCAAAGCUUCUGAAGGAUUAGCGUGCGACAUUUAUGUGUUUGACUGUCAUUGUCAAAGUGCAGCCGUUGUUGAGCCUGGUGAUUUUGUCCAGUUUGUUAACCUACAUGCUGCUGUGUACACAGAACCAGUUGAAUUAACUCUUCAUGGAAAUGUUUCCUUUGGUCGUAAAGUCGCAGUGCUGCCCCCAGAUAACUGUGACGUUGUGAAACUAAAAGCUGUUCUUGAUCCCUUGGUCGAGCAGAGUGACAGGCCUGUACAAGAAGAAAACGACCCAAAUGGAAGGUCCGGAAGAAAAAGGCAUCACUCACUCUCCACGCUAAAAGAGGAGAUCUCUUCACCCAAUAAGAAACAGGCCCGUGACACAAACAGCAAUGCCUGCGAGAGUUCUCAGACUUUGUCCAAGUCUCUGCCUGGAACCUCUCCACAUUCUUUAACCGAGCCUCGAAAUUCUUCCACUGCCUUUGAGAAACAAUGUACCAUAAAACAAACAACUUCACGCGCAACUACUUCUGAAGAAAGAACUUUGAUUUCUUCAGAUUCAAAUGCCGCCAAGACGAAGACCAAUCCAACUAGUCAUGUGAGUAAAGAGCAUGUCAUUGAGGUUUGUUGUGAAGAGAUUUUCAAAAACAUGCCUGCUAAACAAAGGAAGUGUUUACCUCCCUUCACUGCAUCUCAGUUGUCUCCUUCAACUGCGUCUCAUCGUGAUUUAAGUCAAACAGUGGUUCAUCCCAACAACAUAGGUCAGUGCUGUCCUAAGCACCAAGAAAAAGAUCUAAUUAAACUCUCUGCCUCUCCUGUAAUGCAUCACGAAAUAAUUCAUUCACUAAAUCCUGUUGGGAGUGAAAGCGGUACUAUUUGUAAAACUUCAAACACCAGGGAAGGAUUAACUUUCAGUGACAAUUCUGUCAGUGACAGCUUGGACUCACCUUCAAGCUAUCAUACUGCUCCGAGCCCAGGCGGCUGUGGCAUGGAAACAGGCAGCUGUGACAUGGAACCAGGCAGCUGUGACAUGGAAGCUAGUUCUGAUCAAAACUUGCCCAGCCAUGACCAGACAUCAUCCAGACAUGACCAAACAUCGUCCAGACAUGACCAGACAUCACCCAACUAUAAAAUAGUUAAAAAAAAACCUUUGGUUUUAAAAAAGAAGGGGCAAAAUCAAGAGGAAAAAAAACCUUCCAGCCUGUUCCCGCGGUGUUUAGAAGGUGAAGGUCACAUCAUGUGUCAUGACACUUACACCAUAUACUACGUUAGUUCCCAGGAUUCUAUGCCAGAUAGUUCAGAGAAAAGUCAAGACUCUGACAUCAGUGACAACUUGUUCAGUGGCUGUACCAAGACAACCGUUGUCAGGGGCCAUAAGACUCGUAAUUGUAGCCAACCAGCUGUCAUUAAAAAGUCACUUAGUCACCUCACCGACCCAACAGUAAGUGACAAGCUAGUCAGCUGUUGUAGCCAGCAAUCUGUCAACUGUGAUACUUCGUCAGACCGUGGCGCCAAACUAACUGCCGCAGACGCUUCAGGUAGCCAAUGCAUGAGGCCAAAUUCAACUAAUGGCAGGAUUGUCAGUGGUCAGAAAAAGCUUGUUGUUCACAAGAAGCUUCUGCUGAAUCCAGCCGUCAAGAAACAACUCAGGUGUAUGCUGAAAACUUCCACAGUAACUGUAGGACAUCACCUUGUUCCAUUCACCACACUGUCUGAAGUCCUGCAGCACAAUGAGCCGUCCAAGUUUAGACUGCAAGUGAGAGUCCAAGACUUUCUGCCCAAGCCUUCUUGCUGCCAUGCUUUAGUAUUUCUCAGCUGCCGUCAUUGUCUCCACAGUGAAAAUUGUCAAGACUUGACUCACACAGAGAACCAGAUCUGCUGCCAGUGUAACAACAAAAGCACCUUGUCGCCAACUGUGAUGAUGACGUUUACUUUGUUUGAUAACACAGGCACCAUUGUAGCUCAUCUAGUGGAUAAAUAUUCUCUUCAGUUUUUCCAGUUGAACUCUCCCCUGGAGUUAACUGACAAGCCAACAUUUACCAGGGUGGUGCAGUCGCUGAACACGUUGUGCCCUGAUGGUUUGUCUCCAGAAGUGUUCCCCCUUAUGGAGUGCUGCAUUAUGGCUUUCAAAGACAAUGGCUCUAUGAGAUAUCAUAUCUUUGAUACAAUUUUGGUCUAACAGGUCUCUAAUCUCUUUCCCUCCAAAUGAUCUCUGGAUAAGAACUGUAGAUAGGAUGCAAUAGAAUUCUCAAUAUGUUAUGGAUAUGUUAUGUUAUAAUUCACUCCACUCUAUAUUUAUUAAGUUCACUAUAUGAAGAAAUCACUAUAUUAUAACCCCACUUGUUACACUGGGGUGAAGUCUCCCUUGCCCGUGUUAAUGUGCACAAGUAUGAACACAUUUCUAUUACCAUAAAAAAAAAAUCUAACUUUUCCUAAUUUCAUUGACUUGCUUCUAAGCACUACAUGGAAUGAUUAAAAAAAAUGUGUAUAUUUUAUCAAAUUUUGUUUAGUAGAAUUGUGUUCAAUCUACAUGUCUUCUCAAAACUAUGCAUUUUUUGUUAUUAAAAUUUUUUAAAAAACUUACUGUUGAGUAGAAUAAGAAAGUUCUAGACUAUAAAGGCCUAGACCAGAAAGUUCUAGACUAUAAAGGCCUAGACCAGAAAGUUCUAGACUAUAAAGGCCUAGACCAGAAAAGUUCUAGACUAUAAAGGCCUAGAUCAGAAAGUUCUAGACGAUAAAGGCCUAGACCAGAAAGUUCUAGACGAUAAAGGCCUAGACCAGAAUGUUCUAAUAUAUCUUUAUUAUCCUCAAUGAUUGUGCAUAAUACAUAACAAAACAUUAGAACAAAAGCAAAGGAAGUAUAUGUUCCUCUCAGUUUCACCCAGACCUCACAUCUGCAGGUUGAAUUGUAGUCAAUGAUUUUAUUAUCAAUGGAACAAAAGAGUUCUUGUGCUAUGUGUCAUUGAAGAGUUUGUUUGAUUCUGUUGGUUUGACUUGACACCACUCAAUCAUUUCAGAUUGACCAAAUGUUGUGCCUUAUUAAAGUAAGUCUCAUCAUUGGCUAUAUACUUAUAUAUAUAUAUAUAUCAGAUCAUCUAUUCAAUGUUGAUAAACAGAAUCUCUUCAAAGUCAAUAGAUCGUAAAAAGUUUAUCAGAGUUACAUCUUGUUAUAAAGCUUGGUUGUUGUCUUCAAGACAGUUACAAUGAUUUGACAUUAGAAUCAUUUUGUCUUGAUAGUAUCUCGAAAUAAAAAGUUCACUGACCGCUGACUUCAUUUUUAAGUCUCUAGCUGUCCCGGCAAUUUUUUUUUGUUUCGCUAUUUUGUGAGUUAAAUUUUGUUUAUGUUGUUGACAAUUUAUUAUUCAAGAUAAAUGUACUUAGUACAAUGUGACUACAUAGCUCAUUAGCAGAGCAAAAAUUAUUUCAGUAUUUGUUUGUGAUAGUGAUGACAAAAUCACUUAGAAAGCCUCUAAUGCAGGCACCAGUGAAGAAGGAUUAGUGAUUCCUCUUGUUGUUGUAUCAGAUUGUUUUAAACCACAGCCGUCUAUUAGUGACUAGAAGAGGAAGCAGGAAACGGAUGUUCAGCCAACACUUCUCUAGACAGCUCUGGAAACAUGAAAAUUUGAAUUUGUUUUACAAUUGACUUUUCAUUUAUAAUCUUGAAAUAAAAAGUUCACUGACUGCUGACUUCAUUUUUAAGUCUCUAGCUGUCCCAGCAAUUUUUUUUGUUUCGCUAUUUUUGUUAGUUAAAUUUUGUUUAUGUUGUUGACAAUUUAUUAUUCAAGAUAAAUGUACUUAGUACAAUGUGACUACAUAGCUCAUUAGCAGAGCAAAAAUUAUUUCAGUAUUUGUUUGUGAUAGUGAUGACGAAAUCACUUAGAAAGCCUCUAAUGCAGGCACCAGUGAAGAAGGAUUAGUGAUUCCUCUUGUUAUAGUAUGAGAUUGUUUUAAACCGUCUAUUAGCGACUAGAAGAGGAAGCAGGAGACGGAUGUUCAGCCAACACUUCUCUAGACAGCUCUGGAAACAUGCAAAUUUGAAUUUGUUUUACAGUUUACUUUUCAUUUUAAAGCAUUUUGUUUUUAAUUUGUUUGUUAUCUCUCAGUCUAUCAGAGCAGCAGCUUGUGUUUCUGUUAGAGACACUUACCAGUAAAUACUCUGGACUAAAUCUGUUGUUUAUGUAAGGAAAGAAAGUGACUUUAAGCAACUCUUAAGAUUUUUGUAAAAUAGUUUACAUGUUUCGGAUGUUUCUUCAGUUUCUGAAGAUAAUUACAUCCUAGCCCAAACCUUCCGCAGGACAGCAGUAGUGGGCAUUGUUCGAAUCCAGUAUCUUCGAGACCACAGAACAACUGUCCAGAGCACAUACCACAUGACCAGACAGUCAUAAAAAUUUAUCACAUGUCAAAUUAUUUCCAAAGACGUCACAAGAAGUGACAAUUCAGUUAUGUUACAUUUUGUUGAUAUUAUGUUCAUGUAUUAUUUUUUUUUAUCUCUAAAUAAAAGUUGAAGUCAAAUU
This is a messenger RNA of Biomphalaria glabrata, 6413 nucleotides long. RefSeq lists its product as uncharacterized. Gene Ontology annotation, molecular function: telomerase inhibitor activity; G-rich strand telomeric DNA binding. Gene Ontology annotation, biological process: regulation of telomere maintenance via telomerase; telomere capping. The record is from RefSeq and is a predicted model, not a curated record. The transcript is spliced from 16 exons. The coding region runs from base 275 to 4078 and encodes 1267 amino acids. Gene Ontology annotation, cellular component: nuclear telomere cap complex; chromosome, telomeric region. NCBI's taxonomy places the organism in Eukaryota, Metazoa, Mollusca, Gastropoda, Planorbidae.